AAAAUCUCUCUGUUAUUUUGAGUUCAUUCUAAAUACCAUAACCGAUAAGAAUAAGCUCUGAUAAAACUUUGUGUUCAUGUACUGUAUCUGAUCAAGAUACAGUACAAGAUUUUUUUGUGGCUACUACUGUGCACAAUUUGUCCUCAAAUGAUGCUUGUUUGUGUUUGGAAAGGAAGUGGGGUAGCACUCUUGUGGAGUAAAGUCAUUUUAUGUAAGGAUAGAAAGUGUGUGUAAAUGAACAAAAAAGGGGGGAGUGAAAGGAAGUGAAAGGGGCAGAGGCGUAGUAGAAGUGAGGAAUUCUUUGAAUACGCACAAAGUGAGAAUGGCCUUUUGUGCUCAGUGUUGCUUCCAAGGCAAAUGGAAACACAAUAUGCCAUUUGGGAGUCAGGAAAGAAAUUUGGGGUUCCUUAGUGAUAUAGUUUCAAUUUAAUUUUACGUAGUGAAUUCACUUUGAUUGGGUCUGCAUGUGAAAUUGAUCAAAAAUCAAUCAUGCUUCAUUCUGACACUAGCGCUUUUUCUGAUGCAAAGUUUGAUGUCAAAGACAUGAAUGAGCUGGACUUCUAUCAACAUUUUUAUAUUGUGCAUGGCCCCAAAGAAUAAAAUAAGUAAUCCUUAAAUGGUUGCACAGGGUGUGAUGUGUUAGAAAAAUGAAUUCUUCUCCUGGGUUUUGUGUGGAUUUUGCUUCAUUUGGCAAGUGAAGGAAGUCUUUACCUCAGCUCAGUUUUCUUGGCAGUUUAAGAGAUAAUUUAGUCACGGCACAAAGGGAGAUCUCUUGGGUAUUUGGGUCAAAAACAAAACCCACCAACUGGGUGGGAGUGAGCACAGGGGCCAUGGGGGAAGAGAGGACAGCGGGGAAGACAAACAAAACUGCUUUAGAACACAUGGACUUUCCCCCGAGAGAAUCAAUAUUCAGGACCUGAUCUCCCUCAUUGAGCAAUGAGGCCAAAGAGAAGAGGGAGCUGAAAGACAGCUGAUACAGAGGGAGGGCUGUGGGAUGUCAUGUGUAAAGAAGGAGAUUCUCAUUGGAGGCAACAAGAAAUUGAACAUCCCCAUGCAUGUUUGGAGAAAAGGGUGAAAAAAAAAAAGAAAAACCAAAAAGCAUCCCACAUACCGAAGCCUUCUUGGUCGCACUGGCACACUCAGGAUACCAGACCUGACUGUUAUUAAGUGAAGUGGUUUUAUUACAGAGAUUGAUCAAGCGCUAUGAUUUCCUCCAAAUUGAAGUGGCUGCUUGUUGUCCAGCUCCUGCUGAAUGAACAGGCCUUGUGCAGAGUGUCACCUCGUGUGGUGCAGAGGGACACUCUGCCUCUUGGCACCCACCAAGAGGUGGAGGAGACGGGCAAACAGGAUCAUCUUCCUCUCCUGGGAUCCCAACUCCAAAAAUCUGGUCCUGCAUCAGCCUCGGCGCAACAAGAGGAGCAAGUCCGAUCUGCUCAAUUUGUGACAUCAGUCCUCAGUGAAAGGCUCCAGGGGCAGAUUCAAGAUCGUCUCCAAAUUCAAGGAAAUAUCAGCUGUGAGGACCUGAUGUCUGCCAGCGCUGUGGAUGACCCGUUGUCCUCCGUGUUCCCCCAGGAGUUGCUGGGGCUCUCUUUGGUGCCUGUGUUGGUGGUGGUGGGCUGCCCAAAGCAGGCAGAGACCCUGGUGCUGAAGCUGUACAACCUGCUGGGGGUUGAUGACACAGAGGAGCUCCUGAUGGAAGUGGAGAGUCUAAUAAAGGCAAGGAUGAGCAAGUUUACACCAACACCCCCAUCAGCUGCAUCAGAGAGAGAUCAAGUAUGGCACCACAUAGACGCAGUAAUGUUUAACAUUCAGCAACUGGCCGUGGAGGAAGAAGGCACCUCUACUCAGGACGGACAUUGUGAAGGCUGGAAAAGAUUGAAUGAAACCAUACUGGUAGGAACGACUGUGCAAGGAGCAACAGGUAGACUGGAGGAUGCUGUCAGCAGCUGCGAAAGACUGGGAAUCCUGUGUGCUGGUGUGACCAGCACUGGGCCUCUAACACCUGGGAUGUACCAGGCAGUGCUGAAAAAAGGAAGUCGCAUCCUGCCAUCCCAUUCCACAGAGUCUGAGUGCUGGAUCCGUCAGUGCGGUAUCGAAGAGAAUAUUUGGACCACGGCAACUUCUGGUCAACGGAUGAAGCGCAGCCCCCAGAGGAGCUGCAUCAACAAGAGCGAGGAGCGUGUGUACAACGUGGUGGAGUGGAUUCCCGCAGUUAGCACCCUGUACAACCUCGGCACAGCUGUAUAUUAUGCCUCAGUCAACUGCUCUGAGACAGCCAAGGAGAGAGCCAUCCUCAGUGCUGUCGACCUUGGAACUGAUGCCCUGAUGGUCGCCACAGGUGGGACUGCUGGCGUGGCAGGCUAUGCUCUGGGUGCAGGAGUGAAGACCAGUGUGAAAGCUGGGGUCAGGUAUCUGCUCAACUCAAUGAAGGAGGAAGAUGACGUGCUGGUGAACCAGUCCAGCUGGGAGGAUGGCGUUGUCACCAUCCAGUAGACUGGAGAAAUCAGCCUCGGAAGUGUUGACAAAUACUAACAUGUUAGAUACAAUUUCAAAGAAAGAGGAUCAAAAUUUGUUAGCUUACAUAUCUGAAGAGUAACAAAUAAUGAUAAUAAAAAUGUUUAUUAUUUUGAUUAUUUGGAAUAUAAAAGAAGGAAAACAUUUUUUUUAUUAAAUUUAUUUUAUAUGAUUGAGAUUAUGAUGUAUUAGGGAUUACUCUGUAAACUAAUUCACACAGUCUAAGCUAACAAUGACAUAAAAACAUGACUUUAAAUAAUAAUCUACAGCCUCAGACAAUAAGCUUUAAGCCUUUGUCUAGAAGUAACGUCUUUUUGUGUUUAAAGGAUAAAGUAGUAUCUGAACUGGUCUCAGGAAACCUUCCAUCCCUCAACUCCUUGAGGAGUGCCUUUUCUUCUGCUCAAUAUCAUUUUUUCUUCUCUUUCUCCUAUCUUAAUUUAUGGUCAGAUCAGAGUCACAUUUACAGCUCUGAAAUAAUUGCAGGGACAGUAGAUCAACAAUGUUAUUUUGUUGUUUUAUAUGUCUUACCUUAAUAAAUUGUAUAUUAAAAUUGAAUGCAUUUAGUGGC
Molecule: messenger RNA, 3082 nt
Organism: Mugil cephalus (flathead mullet)
Lineage: Eukaryota; Metazoa; Chordata; Actinopteri; Mugiliformes; Mugilidae
Gene: apof
Product: apolipoprotein F
Exons: 2
Coding region: 1204-2493 (429 amino acids)
Biological process (GO): cholesterol metabolic process
Source: RefSeq, a predicted model, not a curated record